AUGCCGCAGCAAAAAGAACGAGUCCCAUGCGGGUGGACGACAGGGGAGACUAACACCGCGGGGGAGAAUGACCCGCGAGUGCUGCUUUCAAGUGACAGCAAAUCGGAAGAUGCCUUUGAGUUUUCAUUCGAGACUCUUCGGACCAAUGUCUUUCGAACCCGCUUCACUUCCAAGUCGCACCCUCUGCCUCCUCAUCCCAGUGCGCCGCCCAUGAAGGCGGACCUGGACGGGGUCAAGCUGUCGGUCUCAUCGCCGACGGCUACUACCAAGAACAUUGAGAUUGGCGAGGUCCUCAUCAAGCUGGACUGGACCGAGUCGUCCCCCCUGCUCUCUGUAGCGUAUACUGAGAGCAAAGACAGUCCUAUCUUGCAGGAUCUACCCUUUCGCGGAUACGCCGUCGACGGACCGGGCGUGGCGCAUUACACGCGCUACAACCGCGACACGCUUCACGUCGGGUUGGGCGAAAAGGCCGCACCCAUGGACCUGUCGGGGCGAAAGUUUGAGAUUUCCGCCACGGACAGCUUCGGGUACGACGUCUACCGUACCGACCCGCUGUACAAGAACAUCCCCCUCCUCAUCAACGCCACGCCUAGCGGCUGUGUCGCGACCUUCUCGACCAGCCACACCCGGGGCCUCUACUCCAUCGGCUCCGAGAUGGACGGCAUGUGGGGGCGGUACAAGGUCUAUCGGCAAGACUACGGCGGCCUGGAGGAGUACACCAUCGUGGGCCGGACGCUCAAGGACAUUGUGCGGACGUACGCCGAGCUGGUCGGGUUCCCGCUUCUGGUCCCGCGAUGGGCGUUUGGCUACCUGUCCGGCGGCAUGAAGUACUCGAUGCUCGACGACCCGCCGGCGUCGGAGGCGCUCCUGGAGCUCGCGCGCAAGAUGAAGGAGCACGACAUCCCCUGCUCGGCGUACCAGAUGUCGUCCGGGUACACGGUGGCCGAGACGGAGCCCAAGACGCGCAAUGUCUUCACGUGGAACCGCCACCGCUUCGCCGACCCGGAGGGCUGGAUCGCCGAGUACCACAAGCUCGGCAUGCGGCUCAUCGCCAACGUCAAGCCGUACGUGCUGGCCAGCCACCCGGAGUACGAGAAGUUGAAGGCCGCCAACGCCUUCUUCACCGACCCCAGCACCAAGCAGCCCGGCGUGGCGCGUCUCUGGAGCGCCGGCGGCGGCGAGAGCGGCGAGGGCGGGCACAUUGACUUUACCUCCGAGGCGGGCUUCCAGUGGUGGUACGAGGGCGUGAAGAAGCUGCGCCAGCAGGGCAUCGACUGCAUCUGGAACGACAACAACGAGUACGUCGUCACCGACGACAGCUGGGAGUGCGCGCUCACCCUCCCGUCGCUGCGGGAGAUCCCCGAGGCGCUGCGGGAGAUCCCCGAGGCGCUGCGGGAGCGGCCGCAGAUUGGCCUCUGGGGCCGCAGCAUGCACACGGAGCUGCACGGGCGGGCGUCGCACGACGCGCUCGUCGACGCAGACCCGGACGGUCGGCCGUUCGUGCUGACGCGCGGCGCGACGGCCGGCACGAUGCGGUACGCGUGCAGCUCGUGGAGCGGCGACAACACGACCAGCUGGGCGAGCAUGCGCGGCUCCACGGCGCUGGGUCUCAACGCGGGGGUGUCGCUGCUGCACUGCUACGGGCACGACAUCGGCGGCUUCGAGGGCCCGCAGCCGUCGCCGGAGCUGCUGGUGCGGUGGGUGCAGCUGGGCGUCUACUCGCCGCGCUUCGCCAUAAACUGCUUCAAGACCCUGAAGGAGAACAGCGUGGGUGAUGUGAUCGAGCCGUGGAUGCACCCGGGGGCGACGCACCUGGUGCGCAGGGCGAUCAAGCGCCGCUACGCGCUGAUCCCGUACAUCUACUCGGCCAUGAUCGACAGCCACCGUGCGGCGACGCCGCCGCAGCGCUGGAUCGGCUGGGGCUGCGAGGCGGACCCGGAGGUCUGGCGGCGGCCGCUGACGGACGGCGAGACGCAGUACUGGUUCGGCGACGCGAUGGUGGUCGGCGGCGUGUUUGAGCCGGGCGCGACGCAGGUGAAAGUGUACCUACCGAAGAAGGGAGGCGACGGGGAGGAUGGGGGGUACGUGAACAUGAACGCGCCGUAUCAGUACUUGAAGGCGGGCGAGUGGGCGACGGUGGACGCGGCGUGGCACGGCGCGGGCAUCGCGGUGAUGGCAAAGGUCGGCGCGGCGAUCCCGACGGGCCGCGACGUGCAGGUGCUGUCGCCGGGCGAGAAGGACAACGUGGCCGGGCUGCCGCUGGACGACCUGCGCGCCGUGGAGAUCUUCCCUCCGCAGGCGGGCAGCAGCUCCGGCGAUGGGUGGUACGAGACGACGUGGCACGAGGACGACGGCGUGUCACCGGUGGCGAGGAACAGGAUCUCCUCGUACACCAUCUCGUACAGCGCGACGGAGGACGCGGUCAAGGUCAAGUUUAGCAGGGACGAGGACUCGGGGUUCACGGCGCCGUGGAGGACGCUGGUGGUGGUGCUGCCGGUGGGAGACGUCCGGGAAGUGCAGGGCGCGGACGGGAGGGCGGUCUCGGACUUGGGUCGCGAUGAGCUGGGGCGUAGAAGAUUCGAGUUGUCAUAG
Messenger RNA from Cordyceps fumosorosea ARSEF 2679, 2592 nucleotides. Its product is annotated as neutral alpha-glucosidase ab precursor. The coding region runs from base 1 to 2592 and encodes 863 amino acids. Gene Ontology annotation, molecular function: carbohydrate binding; hydrolase activity, hydrolyzing O-glycosyl compounds. The transcript has a single exon. NCBI's taxonomy places the organism in Eukaryota, Fungi, Ascomycota, Sordariomycetes, Hypocreales, Cordycipitaceae. Gene Ontology annotation, biological process: carbohydrate metabolic process. The record is from RefSeq and is a predicted model, not a curated record.